Molecule: messenger RNA, 1794 nt
Organism: Mercenaria mercenaria
Lineage: Eukaryota; Metazoa; Mollusca; Bivalvia; Venerida; Veneridae
Exons: 3
Coding region: 1-1794 (597 amino acids)
Cellular component (GO): nucleus
Molecular function (GO): DNA binding
Source: RefSeq, a predicted model, not a curated record
AUGCGGUUUAAACAGAUAAAUCCUCGUCCUCUGAAGCAGAAAUACCGCCUCUACUCACCUACUGCCAUGCACAAUGCCUACAAAUAUAUAAAAGAUGAAAAUGCCUCAGUGUGUAGAGCUGCUAAGAUUUUUGGAGUGCCUGAGCAGACCCUUAGGGACAGAAUACAUGGUAAAAUUGAUCCAGAUUGUGUGACUACUGGAAGGGCCCCUGUUCUUUCUCUGUAUGAGGAGUCUAAAAUAGUUGACCAUCUUAAAACGAUGGCUGGGUAUGGGUAUGGAUAUACCAAACAAGAAACAGUUGACAUUGCCACUGACUAUGCUAUCAGAUUAGGUAAACGUACCAAAUCCAACCCGCUUACUCUGGCUUGGUUUGAAGGUUUCAGAAACAGAUGGCCAGACGUGAAAGUACACAAACCAAGAAGUUUGGAACAGCUGAGGGCAAAGAUGGCAAAUGAGAAAAAUGUGAACACUUACUUUGACAAUCUCAGGGGAACACUAGACCAGUAUGAUUUACAUGACAAACCCCACCUCAUUUUUAAUAUUGAUGAAAAGGGUAUCUCGUUGGACCAUAAACCACCACAUAUUGUUCAUGUACAUGCUAAUCCACCUGCAGUCACAACUGGAAAGAGCAAAACAGUCACUGUCUUGGGCUGCGGUAGUGCCAGUGGUGUGGCCAUUCCGCCCUAUUUUGUAUUUGCAGGAAAGCGCAUGAAUCCUGACUUACUGGCGGGCAAAUGUGCUGGUGCAGAUGGAACAGUAAGCGAGACCGGCUGGUCCAACGGUGCUAUCUUCAGACACUGGAUUGAACAUCAUUUUAUCAAGUACAUUCCAGGUCGCACCAACGAACCUGUUCUACUUAUGUUGGAUGGUCACAAGUCGCAUGUUUCUGUAGGGCUUGCAGAGUGGGCUCUGGAACAGAAUAUUGUCAUUUUUGUCUUGCCUGCUCAUUGCUCCCAUAUUCUUCAACCCUUUGAUGUUGCCUGCUUUGGACCCUUCCAAAAAAUCUAUAACAUCCAGUGCCACAAGUUAAUAAGGGAAACAUCUGCCACUAUUUGUCGGUACAAUGUGUGUGAGCUGGCGUGCCAAGCCUACACUAAGGCAGUAUCCCCUGAAAAUCUACAGUCUGGGUUCAGGAAGACGGGUAUAUUUCCCCUGGAUAAAGCUGCCAUACCUCAAGACAAGCUUCUACCAGCCGAUGUCUAUCAGGAGUCUGCAGAAUGUAGUCAAGCUAGUGAAGCUUCUACAGUGGAAGGGGGCAUUGAAGUUAACAAAGAUGAAGGAUGUAGUGUCUUCAUGAAAGAAAAAGAGAAAGAACUUAAGAGAAAGAAAUCAGAAACUGAAAAGCAGAGAAAAACAAGAAAAACUAUGAGCAAAAUAGUGUCAGGAAAAGAGAUGUCUACAGAAAGUGUAAUAGAGCAAAUGAAAGAACAUGAACUAAGUCAGAACAAAAGGAAGCCAGACCAAAUGCAAACAAAGGAGAAGUCAGUAAAAAAAUCAAUGAAAAUCAAACUCUUGAACAAACAGUCCAGUCCAAAGCCAGGCCCUUCCACUGAGAAGUCUGCUGAAAGCCCAUAUAGAUGUGAAAUAUCUGACUCUGAGUCAGACAACAUGGACACUGAGCCAUGCUGUGUAUGCAAUGCACGCCAGCCUAUUGAAAUCUCUAGAAACAGGUGUGUUAAGUUUGUUGAGUGGGCUCAGUGUGAUGACACAGGCCAAAAAAUAUUUAAGGUGACACGGCUCAUGAUGGCAAAGAUUGAUUUAACUGCAAACGGUAUUGUUGGAAAGCGCAUAUAA